AUGAUUAAACCAGUUCCAAUGAAUCGACUUAUUAAAUGUUGCUCUUUAUUGGCAGGUGAAAGUUCAGCUAUGGCUGCAUAUGUACAAGAAGGCAAACUUAUUCCACGUCGUUGUGAAAUUGGUCUCACCUCUAAUGAAAUUCAAUCUUUCGAAGAUGUUGGUUAUGUCAUGAGUGGUAGUCGUCAUCAUCGACGUAUGAAUGCAGUACGUAUUUGUAAAAAAAUCAAGUUAUUUUCUUUCCUCUUGACCGUAUAA
This is a messenger RNA of Diversispora eburnea, 255 nucleotides long. NCBI's taxonomy places the organism in Eukaryota, Fungi, Glomeromycota, Glomeromycetes, Diversisporales, Diversisporaceae. The record is from the annotation of a GenBank genome assembly.